UCUAACGUUGCCUCUUCUCUGUUUCUGCAGAAACUGUUGAACAAGGUGUGUGUGGGCGCCGCGGCUCGCUGUGUGAGCUUCAGCGCAGACGGAGAGAUGCUGGCGGUCGGGAUGAAGAACGGAGAGUUCCUCCUCCUCCUCACCAACUCGCUGAAGGUGUGGGCGAAGAAACGAGAUCGCAGCAUCGCCCUCCAGGACAUCCGCUUCAGUCCCGACCGCUCUCUGCUGGCGGUUGCCUCGGUUGAGAACACGGUGGAUGUUUACGAUGUGAGCGGAGGACCCACUCUCAGCCGGCUGGUUUACUGCAGCGACCUGCCCGCCUUCAUCCUGCAGCUCGAUUUCUCCGCUGACAGCUGCCACAUACAGGUGUCCACAGGAGCCUAUAAGCGGCAGGUGUUUGAGGUUCCUUCGGGAAAGUCGGUGAGCGACCAGACCAUCAUCGACAGAAUCACCUGGGCAACCUGGACCAGCAUCCUGGGAGAUGAAGUUUUGGGGAUUUGGCCUCGAAACGCAGACAAAGCGGAGGUCAGCUGUGCGUGUGUGUCUCACGGCGGCCUGAACGUUGCCACGGGAGACGACUUCGGUUUGGUCAAACUGUUCGACUUCCCCUGCACAGAGAAGUUUGCCAAACACAAGCGCUACCUCGGUCACUCGGCUCACGUGACAAACAUCCGCUUCUCCCACGAAGACAAAUACGUGAUCAGCACCGGAGGAGACGACUGCAGCGUGUUCGUGUGGAAAUGUCUUUAAAACACAGCUUCCUGUCGUCUGAGCGCCUUAACACAAGUGGAUCCAGAGGGAAUCGAACCAGCGACCUUCAACCUUCGCCAACAGAGUUUACAAGCUGGAGAACAGGCAGAAACAACGUUGCCUGCAGACAAACAAUGAUCACAUGACCCUGAAAAUAAACAACUGACGAGAACCAGAAGACAACACAACAACAUUUUGGAUUUUCACAGUAAACGUUAUUUCCCUGGAGCGAGAUGCAUAAAAUCUGUGUGCACACAAGACGUAAAUAUCUAUUUGUAUUUGUCAGAUGUAUGAAGUUUUAUUUUUUAUGAAUCAUUGUGGAUACAUUCAUUUAUCAAGUCUAUUUUGGGGCCGAAAAUAUUUAAUAUGUGAAAAUACAUUUGGUGUCUCUGUUUAACUUGUUAUUGAAUGAAGAAAAAAACAGCUGAUUACAAACUGUUUAUGGUUAUUAGCUGCUGUAAAUGUUCAUACUAGAAAUUAAAUAUAUAUAUACUAAAAAUACUUAUGAAAGCUCAGAUAUCUAUGUAGGACUAAAGCUGCCAUUACAAUACAUAAAUAACUCAAUGAAUACACGUAGAAAUUAAAGCCUUAAUAAACAAAUGUGUGUUAUUUUGGAAAUCUAAAUUAGAAAUAAACCAAAUUGGUAUUUUUAGUUGACAAAUCUUAAUAUUGAUCUAUUAUUCAUAGAAAUAAAUAAGUAAAUAAACACAUUUAAAAACCAGGUGCACACUUAUUUGAUAAUUGAGGCAUUUAUUCCUACAUAUCUUUAUUAAUUUAUCUAUCAAUGAAUCAAUACAUGAGAGUAACACAUGUGUCACUUCCGGGCAA
Notothenia coriiceps (black rockcod) is the source of this 1578-nucleotide messenger RNA. RefSeq names its product echinoderm microtubule-associated protein-like 6. The record is from RefSeq and is a predicted model, not a curated record. The coding region runs from base 97 to 750 and encodes 217 amino acids. Lineage: Eukaryota; Metazoa; Chordata; Actinopteri; Perciformes; Nototheniidae. Gene Ontology annotation, molecular function: microtubule binding. The transcript has 6 exons.